CCGGCCCUCCGGCCGUUCUCCUGCCCCCUCCCCUUCGUCCCGCCCCGUCCAGCCGGGGCUGCCUGGCUCCCGCAGGCCCCCGCCGCCCGCGUUCCUAUGGACAGACGCACAGACACCUGCAGGAAAGACACUUCUGAUCCUGUAACAUGGAGGAUUGUCUUCAUACCUCAUCUGAAAAUCUGUCCAAAUUGGUCAGCUGGGCCCACAGCCAUGGGACCAUUUGCAGCCUCAUUCCAAACCUGAAACAUUUGCUUUCUGAAGGUUCCCAUGGGAACCUGACCGCAAUGUGGGGCUGUAGUGCUGGCCAUGCUUAUCAUUGGCCACUAACAGCUACUUGUAGAGCUGGGUCCCAAGAGAGGGUCUGUUUCCAGGACAACAGAAGUUUUAACUCUGAUAGUCCCAGUAUAAUCGGGGUGCCUUCUGAGACACAGACUAGCCCUGUUGAAAGGUACCCUGGGAGACCAGUAAAAGCAAAGCUAGACUGUAACCGGACCAGAGACUCUUGUGACUUCUCUUAUUGCAGUGAACCCUCUGAACUGGAUGAAGCUGUUGAAGAGUAUGAGGAUGAAAACACCCUGUUUGACAUGGUUUGUGAGUCUUCUGUUACAGAUGAAGAUAGUGACUUUGAACCCCAGACUCAAAGACCUCAAAGCAUUGCUCGCAAACGGCCAGGAAUAGUUCCAUCUUCCCUCCAUACAAGUUCCCAGACACAGAUGGUUGAUGAAUGCAGCAAUGAUGUCAUCAUCAAGAAAAUCAAACAAGAAAUUCCAGAAGAUUAUUACAUUGUGGCAAAUGCAGAGCUGACUGGAGGGGUAGAUGGACCAGCCCUGUCCUUGACUCAGAUGGCAAAACCCAAGCCUCAGACUCAUGCUGGUCCGUCCUGUGUGGGGUCUGCUAAGCUGAUUUCCCAUGUAACAUCUGCCAUCAACACAGAGCUAGACCCACAUGGUAUGUCUGCAUCUCCUUCUGUGAUUUCCAGACCAGUCGUCCCAAAGACUGCUAGAGUAUCUCUGGCUUCACCAAACAGAGGACCCACUGGAACCCAUGGCACCAACCAGCAGGUGGCCAUGCAGAUGCCUGUGAGCACAUCCCAUCCUAACAAACAGAUCAGUAUCCCUUUGUCUGCCCUGCAGCUGCCUGGACAGGAUGAGCAAGUUGCUUCUGAAGAAUUCCUGUCCCAUCUGCCCAGCCAGGUCUCAUCCUGUGAGGUGGCCCUCUCUCCUUCAGUUAACCCAGAGCCAGAAGUGAGCUCCAGUCAGCAGCAGCCUCCAGUUGCUCCAACUAUAACUACUGAGGCCACCGCGCAGUGCAUACCAGACCAGGAUGAAAGAGCAGCUGAGCUCAGCAGGGAGCAGAAUGAGAAAACCAUCCGGAGCACACAGACUGCGCUCCGCAAUUUCCCUUAUUCUACUAAGCUCAACAAAUUUCCUGUAUUUAAUAUUAAUGAUGACUUGAAUGAUCUGUGUACCAGUGCAGUAAGCCCAAAUACUACCAAAGCCACGCGGUAUGCCCUGAAUGUGUGGCGAUAUUGGUGCAUGACCAACGGGCUCAAAGAUCAUACAGACAUCACCAAGAUCCCUGCAGUGAAGCUGAACGAGCUUCUGGAGAACUUCUACGUCACUGUCAAGAAGAGUGACGGCUCAGACUUCCUGGCCACCUCGCUCCAUGCAAUUCGCCGGGGCCUGGACCGCAUCCUGAAGAAUGCAGGUGUGGGCUUUUCCAUCACCAGCAGCACCUUCAGCUCUUCCACCAAGAAGCUCAAGGAGAAGCUGUGGGUGCUGAGUAAGGCGGGGAUGUCGGGCGCCCGCUCUCGCAAUAUCGUCUACUUCUCCCUUUCUGAUGAGGAGGAGAUGUGGCAGGCAGGGUGUCUGGGGGAUGACAGCCCUAUUACUCUCCUGUCCACUGUGGUCAAGUACAACAGCCAGUACCUGAACAUGCGGACGCUGCAGGAGCAUGCAGAUCUGAUGUACGGCGACAUCGAGCUGCUCAAAGACCCACAAAACCAGCCCUACUUUGCCCGGACAGACAGCGUCAAGCGGGAGAGUCGGAGUGGUUCCACUAGAGUGUGUCACGGGAAGAUCUACCAUGAGCACUCCAGGGGGCACAAGCAGUGCCCUUACUGCCUCCUCUACAAGUACAUGUACAUCCACCGGCCGCCCACCCAGAUGGAGGCCAAGUCUCCCUUCUACCUUACCGCCAGGAAGGAAGCCACAGACAUGGGCAGUGUGUGGUAUGAGGAGCAGAGGAUGGGACUGCGGUCUCUUCGAGGAAUCGUCCCAAACUUAGCCAAGAAGGUCAAGCUGGAAAACUGUGAGAACUUUACCUUCGUUUCAUUUACUCAGGUCUCCAGGAAACUCGGCUCCCACAGCUGCUGCCAGUGAGCCUGGGUCCUGGCCAUGACCCUGCUCCCCCUUUUAGGUGAGAGCUCCCCAGGUGGCCAUGGCAGAGUCAGCAGCACCCCAGAGCUCUGAAGAGGCAGCUGCUGACCCUGUGAAACUCCAUGCUUCUGCUGGUCUCCAUCAGUAUGGCCUGCUAUUCUCUGACCUGGAGUUUGUUUUUUAAAUGAAAGUAGAUAAAUCUGAAUAAUUUGGAUGUGUUAUCCAAAUGUGGGUUACCUUUGUUAAAUUGUAAAACCUAACAGUGUAUAACUGCUACAUAUGAGAGUGAGGAUAUUCAUAUUAUCUAGUGCCUUUUUAGCACAGGUUUUCUGGAAAAAAGAGAAAAAGGAAAAAAAGGAUACUGUUUAAGUAGUCAUUUUUAAAAAUCCCAGUAGCUCAGUAGCUUUAGAUGGUUAGGAAGACUAUACACUUUGUUGAAUUACAUUCACAAUAAAGAACUAGAAAGAGAGACAAACACAUUAGAGAAAAAUCGCACCUGACACCCCUUUAUAUUUUGUUGGUGGAUAACGGGUGGAGUAGGCAGCCUCGCUGGAGACAACUCUGGAGUGCUGCCGGGGAGGCGGGGCUGCUCCGUGAAAGAUCCAUCUCUGCUGUCAGUGUAGACAAUUAUGAAAAGAAGAUUAAUGCACCAGAAGUGUGUUUGGGAGACCAAGGUUUCCAGUGAACUAGAUGGUUCGUACCUUGAGGGAAUUUCCAGUAGUGAAAGAAAUUGACUUAGAAAAGCCACCUGUGAUCAAAAUGUGAAAACCUCCUGAAGCAGAAGUGCCUACAUCUUAGUUCUCAGAACCACAUUAGAGUGUUUUCUGUGUGAACAUAUUUAGUGUUUUUUAAAUCCCUUUUUCAUAUCUACAGUUCUGUCAGCAUAUAGCACUGGAUUUGUAAACAACUAAUGGUAACAUUCAGGCCCACCUAGGAAAAUCUAACAGAACAAGCUGCAAAGGAAAUAGAUCCCCAAAUCUAUUUACUAAAGAGCUUUCAGAUUUUUUUUUUUAUCCAAGUAUGACUUUUUCAGCCACAAUAGAUGUCAUCAUUUUAGGUUGGCACCAAUGCUUGGGACACUAUAAUCUAGGCAACCUACAAGGUAAGCAAACCCAACAGAAAGGACAUAGUUGUAAAAUCAGAGCAUAAUGAUAGGUUAUUAGUGCAGUUUGAAACCACUGCACUCAGGUAAAACUCAACCUGACUACAUGUUAUUUAAACAUCAGAAAUUUCUAAUAACUAUUCUGAAUGCAAUUAGGAGUGGAAAAGGAGCCCAAAGAGUGCUAAUUGAUAGUAAUAUUAAGUUCUAGGUAUCUUUAUUUUGUAUUCAAGUAAAGACUGCUAUAAUUUUAUACUAUUAUGUUCCUGUGUAUGCUUUCUAAUUCCAAAUUAAAAUUCCAAUGCAAAUUCAUUUUGUAGGAGUCUUAAAAUCCUAUUUCUUUUUAAAGCAUUAUCUUAGUAUUUAUUUUAAUUGUUUUUAAAAUCAUUCAUUGGUCAUUAAAAUAUGUGAUACUUUACCAGAGAAGACUCAACCAAUGCUGCCUUAAGGUCUAAAGUUGUUCCCUUUGUAGUUACUGCAAAUUUAUAAUUUUGUUUCCUAGUUGAUUUUUCUUGAGUAGAGAUUAGUUUUGGUGUAUCUCCAUCUGUAUAUAAAUUAACAGAUGAUAGUUAAUAAUCACUGUUAAAACUUGAUAUUACAUACUGUUCAGUUGUGGUUUCUUGUAGUGACUUUAGAGUUUUGAUUAAGAAGAAACAGACACAAAACAUUAGGUAUGGUUUCCUUUCAUUUGCUAAACACCCAAAGGAUAUUUUGUUGGUGGAAAGCAAAUGGUCAUUUUCUUGUCACUUCUGCAUUUAAACUGAAGUUUAAUCUAUGUGAACUUUCAGCAGAGCCUUGCAGCCCAAUUGUAAAGCCUCUGUUUUUUAUUUCAAAUAGAUUCAAGAAACAAUUGCCAUUAGGAAUCACUGAGAUCUUUUCAGAUUUUAGCAUUUCCAAAAGUAGCAAUAACUGAUCCAGAGGAUAUAAUCUUCCUAUUGGUUUAGCUGUCAGCCCAAUAACCAUCUCUGCUUCAGAUAUGCUGCCUGUCGCCUAUUUGAUGUGUCAUAAAUCCCCAGAGUUCUGAAGUGAAAGAUUAUAAUAAAAAGUCAGGGGGCCAAAUCUUCAGUGAGAGCCAAUGGAAUGAAAGGCCUGUCUCAGCAUCACCUGUCUCCCUGGGGAGUGGGUGUGAGGAAGAAAGCACAUCCACCUGUUGCUACCAGGUGUCACCCACUGUGAGGUUCGUUGCCUCUUGUGUACUUACUUGUAUGUGUGUGUAUACACAUGCUUCAGAUUUGCAUGUGGUAAAGCCUGGGAAACCUGCUAACCUGGCAGAGCGCCUGUCCUCAAGGGAUCUUCUGGGGGCCAGGAGAGCUUGUUUUGACUGUUAAGCUGAGGCCUUGUACUGUCUUUCUGGACAGCUCUUUACGAUCCCCACUGGACACCUGGAUUUUCUUCUCUUGACCUAGGCAGGACAAAGAUUCCAAGAGGAAUGGGAGGUUAAGACUUUUUUUUUUUUUCCGCUUUGGGGUUUUUGUACUCCCCAGUUGAAAUAAAUGUCAAGAACUUGCAAGUGUGCCUAGACACAAGUUGCCUCUGGCCCUGCGUGGGGAAUGGAGGUAACAUCUUCUGCAUCUGCUCUAAAAGGAGCUCUGGGAGCACAGGUUGGCAGAGAUGAUAGGUUGUCAAGUGGAUGGGUAAGAUCUGAUUAAACAUGAAGAGUUCUACACAGGCAUCACAAGCAUGCAGUGUUAGCUUUUUUAGUUAUUAACUUUUUAUAAUAUUAUUAUCCAGCUCAUCAGCAUUAUGCCACUUCUUGCAUUGUGGAGAUUCUCUCUUCCUUAAACUGCUAAACUUGGAAGAGGAAAUCAAACCUGGUAAUCUGGUCAAGUUAAUGCAUUUAUACCCUUGAAUUCUACCUCCAACACAACCAAGCCCUGAUACCUCACAUACAAGCAAAAACAAGGAAGAACAGAAAUGCCUUAAAAGGCUUUAUGGAAAGUUUUUCCAUUGUUUUGUGUAUUUGCAAAAAAAAAAAAAAAAAAAAAAAAAAAAAAAGGAAUAUUAUGGAAGUACCUAACCAAAGCUGUGAAAAAAAUGGUCUCCUUGACCAUGUGGCAUUGUCCAGCUUUCCUUGGAUUGUAUUGCAUUAGUCUGCCCUGACCAGUUAAUGGUGUUUGAAGAAAUGUGAAUGAAAUUCUGUUACUCUCAUUUUUAUUUUUAAUUCAUUGCUUAUUGAAAGCAUCAAGCACUAUCUGCAUGUUCAUAGACACAGUCAUUAAGGGAAUCGAGAUGAAGUACUAUUUGUGUAGAAACUGAAGCUUCUUGAUGAAGUUGAAAGAUUAUUGGGAGCUGCUUCACUGCUCAUUUAGGCAAAUUCUGGUGUCACUGUCCUUAGCUCUGAAGUGCGUCAGUGAAAUGAAUCAUCUCCACAGUGAACAAUGUUACUCUCUAUGCAGCAGAAUGUUGAUUAUUUUUCUCAGUUAGGCUAAUACUAGCCACAUUGUUACUACUUAAACAGCGUUUAAAUUUUAUCCUUAUCAAAUAUGCAUCACUUUGUUGCUUUCAUGAAAUGUGGAUUGCUAAAUAAUUUUGAGCUAGUAACCAGUUAUCAAUGAAUGUAAACAAUGAAGACCUCGAAAAAGAGUUCCUUCAUUUUCUCUAAAUGCGCUUCAAUUCCAUCUAAGUUGCAACCCAUACACGUUUAGAAGUUGUUAACAGCUCCAAACAGAGUAUAUUAAAAGUUUUGAAUUUGUAUAUAUGCUUAAAUGGUUUUACUUUGGGGGUGAAUUUAUAAUGCUGUGUGCUAAAAUAUUCAGUUGUUUAGGCAGUGUUUGUAGGUAAAGAUCUUUAUUGUAUCUUCCCAUAUAAAUGAAUCCAUUAAAAUAUGAGGGGGGUGAACUGGUGACCUACAACUCCACUCCCUUUCUGAGAGGAAGCCAGGAAGAAGGAUGUGUAUAGUGACUUACCUGGAAGAGUCUACGUCUGACAUUACUGGAUUUCCCAAAACUCCUUUGAGGGAGGCUCCUGUCUUUGAAGAAAGCUUUGCCUGUUAUGAUUGUGUACUUCAAGUUGUGUUUACAGUCCAAGAAUCCAGAGAUAUUCCCCAUGUUUUGUUGUUGAUCAGAAUCAGAAUGUUAAAGCAUUUUAUUAUUGAUCUCAUGCAACAAAUAUGGAAAUUAACCAUUUCAGAAAAUACAGCCAACAACUCAUUGGGAUACAUGGUAGUUCCAUUACUAUUAAUAGUGAUUAGUUAACCCCCUCCCCCGCUGAGGGG
This is a messenger RNA of Sciurus carolinensis (gray squirrel), 6691 nucleotides long. Its product is annotated as KIAA1958 ortholog. Bases 147 to 2381 code for a protein of 744 amino acids. NCBI's taxonomy places the organism in Eukaryota, Metazoa, Chordata, Mammalia, Rodentia, Sciuridae. The record is from RefSeq and is a predicted model, not a curated record. The transcript is spliced from 5 exons.